Molecule: messenger RNA, 3078 nt
Organism: Cryptococcus deneoformans JEC21
Lineage: Eukaryota; Fungi; Basidiomycota; Tremellomycetes; Tremellales; Cryptococcaceae
Product: expressed protein
Exons: 17
Coding region: 106-3003 (965 amino acids)
Biological process (GO): positive regulation of transcription from RNA polymerase II promoter by galactose; DNA-templated transcription
Cellular component (GO): nucleus
Molecular function (GO): zinc ion binding; DNA-binding transcription factor activity, RNA polymerase II-specific; RNA polymerase II cis-regulatory region sequence-specific DNA binding
Source: RefSeq, a predicted model, not a curated record
AACAUCCGCCUAAAACGGAACGGUAUAUACGCCUGUCGCACCAUUAUCGCGACCUGCAAAGCAAACUAUCGAUCACAUCAGGAAAGACUCCUUCGACUUACGAUUAUGCAACAGCCGAAAAAGACAAGCGACUGGCAAGAUCAAGGAGCGGCAAACACCCAAAUAUUCCCCUCCUCCAGUGGAUGGCGGCCUGAAAGCCUGCAGGAAGAUGGGUGGGCUACAUCGUCCAAUACCAAGAUAUUACAGACAGAGCAUAUGUCCCAGGUGCCCCCAGGAAGUGAUCUGAGCUACGACGUUACUGAACGUCGUAGCUCCGACGGCAGCCCCUUAUACUCGGUGUAUCCCUCUGGGAACCAAGGAGAGAUGCAUGAUCAGACUUCUGCAGCAGGAAUGGCGUCUGAAAUAGGGUCAUUUCAACGAUCAGACAUAGUAAACAAUCCCCGAUCAAUGCAAACUUCUCAAGAAUUUGAUCCAGGUAUUGAACCUAGUAAAGCUUCACUGACGACAGAAGCAACCCUGAAGAGAGGCAUGGCUUGCAAGUUCUGUCGCCGUCGGAAACUGAGGUGCUCUGCAGAAAGGCCAAAAUGUUCCAGUUGCAUAAAAUACAAGCAAGAAUGCGAAUACAGGACUGAAGAAAAGCCAUUCUCAAAAGUACAUCCGGCCCAAUCUCAAACAGCACGCCGAAUGCCCCCGUUCUCUCAUCAGAAUCUUUCUCAUGGCUUUCGUCCUGUCCACAAUACCCAAUCCAUGGGCUCUAUUGCGGGUGAUACCCCGCAUCAUCCUCAGCAACAGCGCAUCAUGUCGGCACCCUCGGACCACCUUGUGAAUCAGCCCUGGCAAAGUUUUGCUCCUCGUCAACCAGUGGUGGACUUCAACUAUCCUGUGCAGAUACCAAACUACUCAUUCCCCACUCCCCAGAUGAUGCCUCAAAACUAUAGUUCUCCGUUUGAUCCCAAUCUUCCAUUUCCUACGUAUCCUCAACAACGUUAUAUGCCGGAAGAUCCUGUCCGUGACAGCACUUCUUCAAGCACACAGUUCCCACUCGUUUAUCUACCCCAGCAACCUACCGUCAAUCCCGUUGUGUCAUCUGAUCUCACAGUCCCGAUAUCCCAGAGAGAGAAUCUUAGCCGAGAGGUUCCAACACCGGCCAUCUCCAGGGAUUCGCAAUUUACAGCCCAGUCAACAUAUACCUUCCCUACGGUGCCCGCUUUACCCCCAAUAAACGCGCCAUCUACCGCAUAUCCUCAAACUGGUCCUACUUUACUCCCAAAUGAUAUCGCAAAGCAAUCUCAGAGUUCUGUGUCCCCCGAAGCUAAUGACAAAUCUUCGUCUUCUGCUCCUACUUCUGUUUCCUCCAUGCUUGGCCUCCCACCCGAGCUGCACGACAACAUUGAUUCUGUGGAUAAUCUAUCAGAUCGUCUAGGAGAAUUUCUUUUUGGUCCCGGCGAGAAUACAGCGACGAACCAAAAUAUUUCAUCGAAAGAGGCAUCAGAGUGGCAGAAGAAGAGGAGAACAGGCAAGGGACAGACCGCGCAAUGGAUUGCGGGAGGGAAAACACUGGGGGAAGCUCCUGAUCGGAAUUCGCUGUUGUUAAACAGUGCGGAAUUCGAUGGACUGAAAGAUGAACAUCGAAAUCUCCUGUUGGAUUGCUUCUUGGCACAUGUCCGUCUCUUCUUCGAAAUGAGCAUACCAAGGUUCCGAUAUCGUAUGACAUUUAUGGACAAGCGAAGACCUAGUCCAGCAUUGUUAAAUGCGAUGUACCUUUGGGCUACUCGAUUAUCUCAGGCGCCUAAUUCGGCAUCCAUGGAGGAACGUUUCUUCACGGAAGCAUGUCGACAUCUGGAUGCGGCUGCUGCAAAUAGCGAUAGGUUGAUUGACGCCAUUCGAGCAGCUAUGCUUCUCAGUGCUUACGCUUAUACGAACAACCGUCAUCAUGAAGGAUGGCUUGUGGCCGGUAUUGCCGUCAGGCUUGUCUUGUCCACAGGUAUACAUAGAAUCCCCUCUCUUACUUUCAGAGCUGCUCCUCCCACGAAUCCAUUACUGCGUACCAGAUCAUACCUACUCCCGCCCCCGGAAGAUGCCAUUGAGUUGGCCGAGCGCGUGCACGCGUUCUGGUGUGUCUACUCAAUCGAACGUUGCGGUGCUCUAGCGACUGGUUUCCCGUCGUCCAUUAGCGAUGACGAUAUUCUUACACCUUUCGGGCGACCAUUUGAUGACAUCUCUUCUCAAAAUGUUACGUCCGGGGAUGAUAUCACAGUUAGAGAUCUCUAUCGAAACGGGCCUAUACCGGUCUCAGAACGCGAUAGCUGGUACAUCCGCUGGGUCAAGGCUGUUACCAUUCUCGAGCGUGCUUCGAAGCUGGCAUUCCUUGAACCAGAAGAAGAUUCGGAUUAUAGCCGCGCUUGGGCAGAGUAUCUUUGCCUUCUUUCUACACCUGGUACCCAGUCAGCUUCUUCUCCUCCCGUGUAUCUCAAUCAACCGAAAUAUAGAAAUCCCAAAGACUAUAACGAAUGUCUUUUUGCGCUAAACAGAUUGAAAAAAAAUCUGGGGGUUGAUGGAAUGUCGCUGUUGGAAAGGAAAAAAAUGGCUGAUGUCGAGGGGGCUGAACUGGUGUUCGGAACAAAGUUAAUUAUUUUGCAUCAUCACUUCAUUGCCACUGAUAUGCUCUUGCACGAUAUCAACUCUGCAGAUGCUGAUAAUAACGUGGCUAUGCAAGCCGCGCGUCAAAGUGUCGAUUUGUUUAGAAGUUUACCACAAAUACCUGCCCAGGAGAUUGAUGCCGAAGUGAUUUUGGUCUGGUGCAUGGUAGCCAAGUGCCUGAUCAAAGAGUUAGAGAGGUUUUCCCGACUGGGAGAUGUAAUAUCUUGCAAAACAGUUUCCGAUGAUGUCGACGUUAUUAUUAAUGAGCUUUAUCGUGCAGGGGAGGUGAUGGACAUGUCCCGUACACAAGCCAAAGCCAUGGAAGAGAUGAAGAAGAUGGCUCUCGCGAGUCAGCAUGUGUGAAUAGUAUAAAUAAUUGAAAUCUAGAUGGAUUCGAGUCUUGGGCCAUUCGUAUAAUCAGCUAUCCAUGCAGCUUCA